Molecule: messenger RNA, 8274 nt
Organism: Synchiropus splendidus (mandarinfish)
Lineage: Eukaryota; Metazoa; Chordata; Actinopteri; Syngnathiformes; Callionymidae
Gene: lrp4
Product: low density lipoprotein receptor-related protein 4
Exons: 38
Coding region: 479-6229 (1916 amino acids)
Molecular function (GO): calcium ion binding; protein binding
Source: RefSeq, a predicted model, not a curated record
GUCAAUCCGACUUUAAAUGGAACUCGCAGACGCCAAAUGAAAUAAUAAAUAUUAAAAUGAUAAGCAAUACUUUAAAAUAAAAAGUGCAAGAAAACUUUUAGAAGUUGUAAAUAUAUGAGUUCACGUCAUAAGAGCCACUUACCAGUUUACUUUUGUUGGAGAAAGCUCGGAAGACGCCCCUAUUUUGCCGCGUGGUUGGUACAGUCCACAGCCCCUUUUAGUAACUACAGAACACAACUGGAGCACAACAUGUUGGAGAAGGAGGUCGCGCAGCACCUCACCCACACAACUUUUUAGUCCCGGUUUAGUAGCACACCGAGGAGAAGGAGGAGCAAGAAACGGAGAGCUUUAAAAAAAUCAGACAUGGUACAAGACUAGCGUGAACACCGGCGCGUCUUUUCUCUGACAGAACCCAGCUGACAGCAAAGAGGGAAAGCGAAGGGAAGCCCGGAGAAGAGCGAGGGAAGCGGGGUCCAAGAUGCAGCUGGCCGCGGUGCUGUGGGGCGCCCUGGUAACUUUGUUGCUCAGUCAGGAUUCAGGAGUUGAAGGCAGUGCCGAAUGUUCAUGUGGAAGGAACCACUUCACAUGUGCAGUGAGUGCCUUUGGGGAGUGUACCUGCAUCCCAGCCCAGUGGCAGUGUGAUGGAGACAACGACUGUGGGGACCAUAGUGACGAGGAUGGCUGCAUGCUUCCAACGUGCUCGCCGCUGGACUUUCACUGUGACAACGGCAAAUGUAUCCGACGAUCCUGGGUUUGUGACGGAGACAACGACUGUGAGGACGACUCUGAUGAGCAGGAUUGCCCUCCCAGGGAGUGUGAGGAGGAUGAGUUCCACUGCCAAAAUGGCUACUGUAUCCGGAGCCUUUGGCACUGUGACGGGGACAACGAUUGUGGCGAUAACAGUGAUGAGCAGUGUGACAUGCGAAAAUGUUCAGACAAGGAGUUCCGCUGCACAGAUGGCAGUUGCAUUGCGGAACAUUGGUAUUGCGAUGGAGACACGGACUGCAAGGAUGGAUCAGAUGAGGAAAACUGCCCUUCGGAUGUUAUGACAGCCACCUGCAGUGCUGAAGAGUUUCAGUGUGCAUAUGGCCGCUGCAUUCUGGACAUCUACCACUGCGAUGGGGACGACGACUGUGGGGAUUGGUCGGACGAGUCAGACUGCUCGUCCCACCAGCCGUGCAGAUCAGUUGAGUUCAUGUGCAGCAGUGGAAUGUGCAUAAAUGCUGGCUGGAGAUGCGACGGAGAGUUCGACUGUGACGACCAAUCAGAUGAGAAGAACUGCACCACGUCCAUGUGCACAGCAGACCAGUUCCGUUGUGGCACUGGGCGCUGUGUUCGGUUGUCGUGGAGAUGUGACGGUGAAGACGACUGCUCAGACCGCAGCGAUGAAGACGAAUGCGAAAAAACUGACUCGCCACUUUGUGCUCCUGACCAGUUCCAGUGUGGGAAUGGGCGCUGCAUAGGUCAGCGAAAGGUUUGCAACGAAGUCAACGACUGUGGAGACGGCACCGAUGAACUUCCUCAUCACGACUGCCGACCGCGCUCCAGCGAAGGCAACUGUAACCAGAAUAACGGUGGCUGCGCACAGAAGUGUCAGAUGGUGCGAGGACUGGUCCAGUGCACCUGUCACACUGGAUACCGGCUGAUGGAUGAUGGCAGGUCCUGCCAGGAUGUAGAUGAGUGCGCUGAGGAAGGAUAUUGCAGCCAGAGAUGUACCAACGUGGAGGGGGGCUUCCAGUGCUGGUGUGUUCAAGGAUAUGAGCUCCGUCCAGACAAGCGCAGCUGCAAAGCUUUAGGUCCAGAACCAGUGUUGCUAUUUGCCAACCGCAUUGACAUCCGUCAGGUUUUGCCUCACCGCUCCGAGUACACCCUGCUGCUGAACAAUCUGGAGAACGCCAUCGCACUGGACUUCCACCACAACCUGGAGCUGGUCUUCUGGUCCGACGUGACGCUGGAUCGAAUCAUGAAAGCCAACCUGAAUGGAUCUAAUGUGGAAGAAGUCGUCUCCACGGGUCUGGAAAGCCCAGGCGGUCUGGCCAUCGAUUGGAUCCAUAACAAGUUGUACUGGACAGACUCUGGGACAUCCCGCAUCGAAGUGGCCAACUUGGACGGGACUCACCGCAAAGUGCUACUGUGGCAAAACAUGGAAAAGCCUCGAGCGAUCGCACUGCAUCCUAUAGAGGGGAAGAUUUACUGGACUGACUGGGGCAACACACCACGCAUUGAGUACUCCAACAUGGACGGAUCAAACCGGCGGGUCAUUGCUGACACACACCUGUUCUGGCCCAAUGGACUGACCAUCGAUUAUGCUGGUCACCGCAUGUACUGGGUGGAUGCCAAGCAUCAUGUCAUAGAGAGGGCCGACCUGGACGGACGCAAUCGCAAAGCCAUCAUCAACCAAGGACUUCCUCAUCCGUUUGCCAUAACCGUUUUUGAGGACAGCCUCUACUGGACAGACUGGCACACUAAAAGCAUCAACAGUGCCAACAAGUUCACUGGGAAGAACCAGGAGAUCAUUCGCAACAAGCUCCACUUUCCCAUGGACAUCCACACCCUGCAUCCACAGAGGCAGCCGGCAGGGGGCAGAAACCGCUGUGGCACCAACAAUGGAGGCUGCAGCCAUCUUUGUCUCCCAAGUAACAAGACAUACACGUGUGCUUGUCCCACUGGCUUCAAAAAAGUGGACCACCACAACUGUGCUAACAGUCUUGACAAGUUCCUGCUUUUUGCCCGAAGGACGGACAUCCGACGAAUCAGCUUUGAUACAGAGGACAUGUCCGAUGAUGUUAUCCCUCUGGCUGACGUGCGCAAUGCUGUGGCGUUGGACUGGGACUCCAGAGAUGGCUUCAUAUACUGGACUGAUGUUACCACAGACUCCAUCAACAGAGCGCUGUGGAACGGCUCUAAGCAGGAGGUGGUGGUGGACACCAGUCUAGAGAGCCCUGCAGGGUUGGCUAUCGACUGGGUAACCAGCAAGCUGUACUGGACCGAUGCUGGUACGGAUCGCAUCGAGGUCUCAAAUGCUGAUGGAAGUAUGAGGACCGUUCUGAUUUGGGAGAAUCUGGAUCGGCCAAGGGACAUAGUUGUCGACCCAAUCGGAGGAUUCAUGUACUGGACUGACUGGGGUGCCAACCCAAAGAUUGAACGAGCUGGAAUGGAUUCUUCUGACCGCAUCGUCAUCAUCUCGUCCAACCUGACGUGGCCAAACGGCCUGGCCAUCGACUACGAGACCAAGAGACUUUACUGGGCUGACGCUGGCAUGAAGACCAUUGAGUUCGGCAACUUUGAUGGUUCAGACCGGCAGGUUUUAAUCGGCAGCCAGUUGCCCCAUCCAUUUGGCUUGACUGUACAUGAAGACAAGAUUUACUGGACGGACUGGCAGUCGAAGAGCAUCCAGAGCGCCAACAAGAACACUGGUUUGGGGCGGCACACGCUUGCUGAGAACCUGGAGAACCUCAUGGACAUUCACAUGUUCCAGAGACACCGAGAAACAGUGAACAACCCCUGUGCAGUGAAAAAUGGCGGCUGUAGCCACCUUUGUCUUUUGGCUCCUGCUCCCAAAGCCUCCAGUUGUGCCUGCCCCACUGGGAUCAACUUACAGUCGGAUGGAAAGACCUGCACGCCAGGAAUGAGCAGCUUCCUCAUCUUUGCCCGGAGGACAGACAUCCGCAUGGUUUCCCUGGAUAUUCCGUAUUUUGCUGACGUUGUUCUUGCCGUGAACAGCUCCAUGAAAAAUACUAUUGCCAUAGGAGUAGACCCAAAAGAGGGAAAGGUUUACUGGUCUGACAGCACGUUGAAGAAAAUCAGCCGGUCGAACAUUAAUGGAACGUCGUAUGAGGACAUCAUAUCAACAGGACUGAUGACGACUGAUGGACUGGCAGUGGAUGCCAUUGGAAGGAAGAUUUACUGGACUGAUACUGGAACGAACCGCAUCGAGGUCGCCAACUUAGAUGGAUCCAUGCGUAAAGUUCUUAUCUGGCAAAACCUGGACAGUCCUCGAGCCAUCGCCCUCUAUAAUGAGAUGGGCUAUAUGUACUGGACUGACUGGGGGGAGAACGCCAAGCUGGAGCGCUCUGCAAUGGAUGGAUCUGACCGUGUGGUUCUCAUCAGUAACAACCUGGGGUGGCCCAAUGGUCUGGCAAUAGACAGUGCUGGCUUGCAACUGCUGUGGGCUGAUGCUCACACUGAGCGCAUUGAGGCCGCCGACCUGAAUGGGCAAAACCGACGCACUCUGGUGACCCCAGUCCAGCACCCAUACGGUUUAACCCUCUUGGGGUCUCAUAUCUACUGGACCGACUGGCAAAGCCGGAGCAUUCAGCGGGCAGACAAAAACACCGGGGCCAACACCAUCACAGUGCGAGGAAAUCUGCCGGGCCUGAUGGACAUCCAGGCUGUGGACAGAGAAAGAGCUCUGGGCUUCAACAAGUGUGGCAGAAGGAACGGUGGAUGCACUCAUCUUUGCCUUCCUCGUCCCAACGGCACGUCUUGCGCCUGUCCUACGGGCAUCGUACUUAAAAGCGAUGGCCGAUCUUGUGACGACUCACCGGAGACAUAUCUGAUGUUCUCUAACCGUGUCAGUGUGCGGAGGAUCUCACUUGACACCAACGACCACACCGACGUGCACGUGCCUGUUCCGGAACUCCACAAUGUUAUAUCCUUGGAUUACGACAGUGUGGAUGGGAAACUUUACUACACUGACGUCACCCUGGAUGUGAUAAGACGAGCCAACCUGGACGGUACCAACAUGGAGACGGUGAUCAGCCAGGGCCUGAAGACCACCGAUGGACUGGCUGUGGACUGGGUGGCAAGAAACAUGUACUGGACCGACACUGGACGGAACACCAUUGAAGUGGCCCGGCUGGAUGGAACUAGCAGAAAAGUACUAGUGAACAACAGUCUGGACGAACCUCGAGCCAUCGCAGUGUUUCCAAGCAAAGGAUACCUGUUCUGGACUGACUGGGGUCACAUAGCAAAGAUUGAGAGAUCCCACUUGGACGGCUCGGACCGGAAGGUUCUGAUCAACACUGACCUCGGCUGGCCAAAUGGACUCACGCUGGACUAUGAUACACGAAGGAUUUUCUGGGUCGAUGCCCACCUGGACCGGAUUGAAAGCUCUGACUUGAGCGGGAAGCUCCGUCAGAUCCUUGUUAGCCCGGUGUCCCACCCCUUUGCCCUAACGCAGUUGAAGCCGGUGUCAUCUCCUCUAACUCCUUUCUCCCGACUCUCGCAGCAAGACCGUUGGAUCUACUGGACAGACUGGCAGACAAAGUCCAUCCAGCGAGUGGACAAACACACUGGCCGUAACAAGGAAACAGUGCUGGCCAAUGUGGAGGGUCUAAUGGAUAUUAUUGUAGUAUCACCUAGCAGGCAGACAGGAACCAAUCUGUGUGGCGUUAACAAUGGUGGCUGCACUCAUCUCUGCUUUGCAAAGACCAACAGUUUCGUAUGUGCGUGUCCUGAUGAGGCAGAUCGACGGCCUUGCUCCACCAUUUCAGGUUUCGUUCCGACUUCCCCUUCCAUUGACAUCAGCAGCACAGCCAUCCCAAACAAGAUCCCCAAGGCUCCAACAGAAAGAGGGCCGUCACUGGUCAACUGCACUGAGAAAAACCUCAACCUGGAAGAAUGCCUUCAUAGCAACGUGGUGUCUGCUCCUCAGGGAGAAGGACUUCAUAUCAGCUACGUGAUUGGAGGAGUUCUGACCAUGCUGGCCAUUCUGAUUCUCAUCGCUGCUCUGAUUAUUUACAGGCACAAAAAGUCCAAGUUUGCAGAUCCUGGCGUGAGCAAUUUGACCUACAGUAACCCCUCAUACCGGACGUCCACACAGGAGGUCAAGCUGGAGGCGUCGCAGAAGCCUCCAAUAUACAACCAGCUUCGAUACAAGAAGGAGGGGGGAGGAGACGGAGGCUACACCAAGGAGAAGAUCCGCAUUGUGGAGGGUGUUUGUCUUCUGUCUCAUGAGGAGCUUUAUUGGGACGACCUGAAACAGAUCAAACCAUCCCGAGGCGGCCUUCACACCUGCAUGCGCACGGACACCGUUUCCCUGCAGGCCAGCAGCGCCUCCCUUGACGAUGGAGAAACGGAGCAACUCCUCCAGGAGGAGGCGUCCGAAUGCUCCUCCAUUACCACCCUGACUCCUUCAGCCAUCACCCCACUGCGCCACGCCACACACAGUCUUCCCGACACCGGCUGGUCCUGCACACGCAAGCCUUCCACAGAAAGUGAAGUCUGAACCCAGAGUCCUUCAUCAUCUCAGCCGCCUCUACCUAAAACACACCUGUAUUUAUAGCUGGUUCAGAGUUUCAAGUGGUACAAGCACAGUCGCUAUAGGAAAUAGUCAAACAGAAUACGUCUCUUAAACUGUGGCACCGUCCUACUUCAACAUACAGUAGAAGUCCUCCAGCUGCCUCCCACUCCUCUCACAGAUUUGGACAUCAGAGAGAAUUCAAACGUGGCAGAGACUCCAGCACCAAGUGGAGCCUUUUGAAAGACAGAUGCUUCUCUGGAUUCUGGGCGAUUUAGGAACAAAGCUAUAACAUCCUCCACUCUGCAUUGUAAUGACACACCUCUCUGAGGUCUUUCUAUUUAUGAACUUUUUCGUACUUCAGAGUGGGUGUGCUGACAGGUGUAUUGUUGAAUCUGGAGUUGUUUUCUGACCGUGCCAAAGGGUGGAGCUUCACAGCCUUCACACUUCCUCCUUAAAUUACAGUUAUCAAGUGUUACUUUCAGUUUAUUUAACAGUGUGGCAUCCAGGCUUCGACACUACCUGCUUCAGAUUUUUAAUUGUAGUUAUUUGGGGUUUUUUAUUUUUAUUUUUUUAUUUAAACAGAAUUGAUCCUCAGGCAUCGUCUGGGAAGUGACAGCCUAAGAGCCAGACGUUUUCUUUUGUUUUCAUUCCUCAGCUAUAUAUUUAUUUUGUCACAGGCUGUAGAAUGUGCAUUUUAAGUAGUGAUUUUGAAACAAAGUACGCGACUCGUGUCACUCAAGCAUCUCUGUAAUUACUGCUCCUGGUGUGUGACUUUGCAGAUAGCUGUGGUUUGCACCAUUUUGUGUUGUUAAAAUCGUCCCCGAAAAGUAUUAUGAACUUAAUUUAUUUGAACUGCAGUACCCCGGCCCCUUUUUUUUUUAAUAGAUGUAAAUAUAUGUGUUCUCAGGAUUCACAGCACUUAGGUGGCUCUUUUAGUUAGUGUAGUAUUUAAAUGAAGUCAAGUGACCACGGUAACUAUCUCCUCGGACUCAUCAUCUUUCUUUUGUGAGGAGGUAUUAAAACCUUAAACAAACAAAAAACAGGUAAGUACAGCAAGUGAUGUGUCCCUGUGUCAGUGUCUAAAGCGAUUAUCUUAGAAUCAUGGCCCCAAAUGGUGUUUUAAUGAAUUCAGUUUAGUUGUUGAUUACCAUUAAUAUAUGUAAGUUCUUCAUAAAUCUCUUGUUUUUGUUCAAACAUCCAUAGAACUACAGUGUAAAACCAAAUAAUAUUUGCACUGCCACACACCGUACAUGGUUUUAAUUUUCAUUUUUCUGAAGACCACAGUUGAAUCUGAGUUAUGGGAACACAGACUAUAUCAGAGGGCUAUAACUAUUCAGAAGGAAAAAAAACAGAAAACUUAAGGAAAUUCCUAAUACUAGUACAGACGCGUCGCUUUAACGUCAGAGUACAAUGAAAUGCAAUAAUGCUAUUUGUACAAAGGUAUAUUGGUUAGACAUUUUAGAACCGUGUAUAUUGAAGUAUCCGCUACAAGCUCAGCAGGUUGCUGAUUUUGCUGCUAGACGAAGCACUGAAGCCAAUGAAAGAGGGUCUUGGCAGCUACAUAACUAAGGUGUCUUACUGUUGGUACACAUCAUCACCCCGGCUCUCGGUCCCUCCACCUCUGCUGCAGGAACAGGCUAAAUUGUACAGAUUUUAUCACGAGGAUGAUCCAAGCCAACGUUGUCGUGCUACAUUGUAUAGUCUUUUGUACAAAGGGAUCUCUUGACAUGUUUCUAGACUUCUAUUAAUUUUACUCACUGGAGAAGAACAUUAUUUGUUUUUAUUUUUUGCUGGAUUCUUUUUAACCACUGUGUUUUCAACUAUUGUAAAUGAUAGGGAAGAUGCCAGUUAUUUAAUAGUGCCCUUUUAUGGAAUACCGGUCGCGUUAUAGCUGUUGUAAAGUUAACAAAAAGAGGUAUUUAUGAUUUGGCUGUUAUUUGAUGUGUAAAUAUGAAAAGACUGUAUAUGUAUUUCCAUGGCAGUACUAACAAGCUGUGUUGUGUGAUAUAGUGGAUUAUCCCUUUGCUAUC